Closterium sp. NIES-65 is the source of this 3849-nucleotide messenger RNA. Lineage: Eukaryota; Viridiplantae; Streptophyta; Zygnematophyceae; Desmidiales; Closteriaceae. The record is from the annotation of a GenBank genome assembly.
AUGUCUCCAGAGGAGUCCAACGUUCCGGUGUGGGAUCAGGCGGCUGGUGUUGAGGCGAACGCGGUCCUCCUAGCCUCUACCGCUCCUGGUGAAGAUCCUGUCGCGCCUUCGCCUGCUGUUGCGGCUGAGCUCGCGCCUGGUGGAGGGGAGGAUGAUGAAGAGGAUGAUGACGACGGUUACUUAAGCGACGACUCUGACGAAGGCAUCGAUGCGAAGACCAAAGGCGUGCUGGCGUCUAAGGCGCCCGUCACGCUGACGCUCAUGAUCCCGUUCGAGCUAGAGAAGGAGAUGCCUGCGGUGAAGCCAUCAGUGAAGGCUCUACUGGUCUACUUGCGGCCGAAGUUGUCGGAUAACGCUUUGGAUGGUCUCGCGUUUCAGGAGCUACUACCGACGUACCUAUCCCAUAUUCACUUCUGCCGUCUUCAAGUCACGCUCGCCACGGCUGCUAAUGCGGAGGUGGUGCGUCAGCACCGGGUGGAGCACGUCGUCGGAACCACGAAGCACCAUUUCGGUUGGCUGCACCCGGUCAACCGUGCUUUCAUGAAGGCGAAGAGCGAUCUGCCGGAGGGGGUGGAAGUUUUGCUUAAGGGGAUACCGGCGGAAAUCACACCGCUCAUUGUCUACGAGUCGCUGGUGGUCGCGUCGCUGCAGAAGCGCGGCCGCUCGGCGUUCCUGCAGGGAGCGGGGUUUCACCGCGUGGUUGACCCGGUCUCAGGGUUGGAUACUGAUAAGAUCCCGGCCUCCCUCCAUUCGGCAGGGGUGGUGAGGAAGAUCCUCCGGGACCCGGCGUUGGUCCUUAUCUCAACGGGAGCCAACGUGGAGGAGUGGCUCUGUGUUCAGGAGUGUUGCGAGUGUGCGCAUGGGGAUACCUUUGCCCAGGCAGCGGCUCACAUCGGUUCCUUCAGCCACAGUGCGGCGUUGGGGUCGGCGGGUGUUGCGACCCGACGCCUGGCGCGGGUAACCAUCGCAUGGCGCGGUGUGACGGUGACGGUUGUCGCGACUUACUUCCCGGCGAGCCCAACGGCGCGGUCUCCAUUUUUCCGCGAUCUGCUUAAGCCAUUCCUGGCAGCGAUACCGGCUGGGAGCCAUCUGCUGCUUCCAGGGGAUCUGAACAUCAUUGAAGAUCCUGCACUGGAUAAGACGUCAGGGCUGGGCUCAAGGGGGGAAAAUGACAGGUUAAUGACCAUCUGCAGCAGCUUCAAUGUCCGAGAUGCCUUCAGGGCGCUCCAUCCAUGUCUGCGAGAGUACACCUUUUACGCAACGGCGGUGCAGGAGAGUACGAGGAUUGACCGGAUUCUCCUCUCGAAUGCGCUGAUUCAUCAAAUCCAUGAUGUGCGGCAUGUGGGGUUGACCAAGAAGUCCACGGACCACUGGUCCGUGGUCCACCUGCAGCUCAGUGCGGUGGGAGACGGGGAGUUAGGCCCGGGGCUCUGGAGGCUUCCGGCGUCGCAAGUGCCGCGCCCUGGGGUGCAGCGGUGGGUGGAGCAGAUUAAGUCGCUGGACAAGCGUCUCUCCCUGGAGGACGUGGCGGCGCUCAGUGCGCCCUGGGAAGGGGCGGAGGUCAAACGUGCGCUGGCGGAGAUGGCGCCGGGCAAGACGCCGGGGCGUGAUGGUCUCCCGAAGGAGCUCUGGGAGUCGCAGUGGGACCUGCUUGGGGGACAGAUGAUGCAGUUUCUGAAGGACUUUGAACGGACGGGGGCACUCCCUAAGGAAUUCUCAACUGCUGUGACUGUGCUCCUGCAUAAGAAGGGUGCCAAGGAUGACUUGCAGAACUACCGCCCGAUUACGCUGUUAAGCACGGUGUACAAGCUGAUUGGAAAGGUGUUGGUGAACCGGAUAAAAAACAAGCUGGAGAGCGUGGUGUCAUCUGGGCAGUUCGACUUCUUACCCGGAAGGAGCAUCGCUGGCGCGGUGGCGGUUGCGGCAGACGUGAUUGAUGCUGCGAACGCAGGGCAGGAGGACUGGCUCAUGCUCCUGUUUGACUUCCGCAAGGCUUUUGACUCAGUGGCGCGUGGGUACCUGUUUGACGUGCUGCGAAAGAUGGGCUUCCCGGAGGCUUACGUGAAGUGGGUGGAGGGGCUGCAUCAGGGCGCAUCGACCCGUAUCUGCAACGAUGGCUCGCUGGGAGAGGAGGUCCCAGUCUCGACCGGGGUGAGGCAGGGAUGUCCCCUCGCGCCGUACUUGUUCCUGUGCGCGAUCGAGCCCUUCUACCAGGAGGCGAGGAGGAGGUGGUUAGGAAUCAACGUUAAGGAAGCAGGAAGACUGACAUACCUGGGGUACGCUGAUGACACUACCUUGCUGCUGAAUGGCCGUUCGCAGCUGGGGGACGCGGAGCUGCUGCUGAAGGAGUUUGAAAAGAUGUCAGGGCUGGCAGUCAACUGGGACAAGUCGGUGGUGCUGCCGCUGGGGAGGCAACGCGAUAUUCCACCGCCUGCGGAUGGGGCCUUCAAAUGGGCUUCGCGCGAUGACCCGGAGCGUCUGCUGGGGGUCUGGAUCACACCGGGAGGAGACGCAAAGCCGUCACGGAAGAGAGCUUUAAGCAGAAUGGAAGCAAAGCUGAAGAAAUGGGAGGCGAAGUUUCUUACCACUACGGCGCGUGUAACAGUGGUCAACGCGUAUGUCAUGCCCAUCGCGUUGUUCCAGGCGCAGAUUUACCCCCCGCCGGACACGAUUUGGGAGGAGCUGAGGAGAUUGUGCCACGCCUUUGUCUCCGGGGGACGUGCGAACUCGGAGUCGGGUUUCAUUCUCUGGAAUGGGGAUCUCAUGCAACUCGAAAGGGAGGAAGGGGGACUCGGGGUGAUAAACCUGAAGGACCGGCUGGAUGCUGAGGCGCUGCACUCGCUGGCGCAGCUGCUCACGGAGGAAAUGCCGCAGCGGCGGUUGUUGGCAGAGCGUGCGGCGGACUUCCCGCUUGGUUAUGCCUCCCUCCUCGCGCAUGAGGCGCUGCUUAAAGCCUACCCUUUUGGACGGCGCAAGGGGGAUGAGUGCCUCCAUGAGAUUAUGGUGGGGGGCCUGCUCAUGAAGUGGGCAGAUGGCACCAGACGCUGGAAAUCAUCAGACCGUCUAGCCCGUGACUUGGGCAGCAAGCAGGCAGCAGAAACAGCCAUGGCGGUCAAGGAGGCGCUAAGUGACGACUGGAAGGCGCGGGUCUUGAAGCCGCUCACGUCGGAUGAAUUGGCAGAAGCCACAACGGUGGUGAGAACGACGACGAGAGGGAUAAAGAUGUGGAAGGUCCAAAAAGCCCGCGGCAGCCUGCUCUAUUGCGUAAAGAUGUGCCUGCACGAGGACGGGAAGUCGUGGUUCGUGCCUGAGGGAGCGAGGGUUAAGGCGCUGUCCGUGUCGGAAGUCACGCCGAUGGCGGUGAUGGGGGGCAAGGUGGUCGGGGAGCUGGGCGAGCCGCGCAGCAGGCUACUAAAAUCGGAGCUCUGCGUGGGUAAGCUAGCGGCCUCACUGAAGCAGCUGAGAGAAGGACUGGGGGUGAGGCGCAAGCAGCCGGUCAAGUUGUCUCGUCGUUCAGAGUGGGAGCAACUGUGGGGGAAGAAAAUUGACUGGAAGCGGGCGAUUGCGCGCAGAGACUCUCAUGUGGUCCCCGCAAAGGCGCGGGAUGUCCUGCUGCGAGCCCACUGUUUCAACCUGCAGGUGGGGGAUCGCUUGAAGUUCUUGGGGGAGCGGGCGAAAUGCCCGCACUACGGGGAGGCAGAGUCGGUGGACCAUGCAUUGUUCUCCUGCCGGGUUAUUCAGCCGGUGGUGGGGGCUCUCAAGGAUGCGAUUCGCUGGUUCAACCCAGCGCGGAGGGCGGUGACCUGCUAUUCCAGCGCGGGGGAACUGCUUCCGGUCUUCCGGAACUGA